AUGCCUACAUGGGAGUCUUCUUCCCAAUGCUCAGGCUCCGGCAGCUCUUUCGAUCUCAGCCCCGGUCAGCGCUCUCCCAUUUUGGCCCCCGUCAACCCCCUCAUCAACCAGCGGCGAUUCGGCAUGUCAUUCCUGGGAAAAGCCAUCUUAUACGGUACUGCCUUCCAUCUUUGGAGUUCCUUUGUGCUUGUCCGGUUCGACGACGAUGAUACUCAGGAAGACAAGGCGGUCGCAAAGGCUGGAUCCGAGACAAAGGCCACCACACGUGCUGCCAGUAGGGCUGAUGCCUUGGCCGACGAAGCGUCCGGGGAGGACAACAGCGUUUUUAUUCCACUGACAUGGUCGUGGCUUGAAGAGAGCGACUACUACCGUGCUUCCGAUCCUGAAUGGCAAGAGUUCGUCAAGAUAUCCAAGGAUAAAAAGAAACUGCAGAAGUUACGAGAGGAGCUUGCGGCACUGGUCGUGAGAAGUGCUAAUGAAGUGAUGGCACCGGUCAUGGGAUCCCCGAUCACACUGACUGGCUUCUGGCUCGUUCACUCCUUCCCAUCGCGCGCUCCCCCACAAUAUGUCCGAUCCGGGAUCGAGAUCGAUGAUGAGGGCGUGUCCUGGGUAACAAAACCCUUGGACCCAGAUGUGGGUGACCGGAUACAGAGCGCCAUGAAACCGAUACAUGUGGCCCUUGCCAUCAAAGAUGCCUAUACUCUACUGGUCCGACGAAAAAUCGCACGACUGUUAAGCUCCGAGCCCCAACCUGUCGAUCCGUUGGAAGAACUAAAGGGCAGAUUCAUCCUCUCGCAUGGAGCACCCAGUACAAUCAACACUCGCGAACAAUCCAGGCCAGACUCUUCCAUCUCAGAGCAGCCCUCACAGAACAUCUUGCCCAACGCAGAACCCGAGCUUCACCCUUCAUCCAUCAUUUCCUCAUUACAGCGACUUCCGCUUCCAGACCUCGGCCCGGGGUCAGAUCUGCAACUGGCCUCCAUGGCAUUCAGGCUACGCAUGGAUGAAUACGAAGCACUGAGCCCGCGUUCACCACGCAGAGGAACCUUUGUCAUUUCAGGGCCCGUCGGUGUCAAGGGUCCUGAAGGGUUUUGCCGAUUUGAAGUGCGCGGCGAAUACGAUCCCGUGUCUUCUACCUGGCGGACGGUGGAGAUGGAAUUAAGGGAUGCUAAUCCUCGGUCGCAGAGGCCGGCUCCAAGUUUUUGA
Molecule: messenger RNA, 1206 nt
Organism: Penicillium oxalicum
Lineage: Eukaryota; Fungi; Ascomycota; Eurotiomycetes; Eurotiales; Aspergillaceae
Exons: 5
Coding region: 1-1206 (401 amino acids)
Source: RefSeq, a predicted model, not a curated record